AUGGAAGUUGCUUCUCAAAAAUGGCAUGACCCUUUAGAUUUGUCUCACAAUCAGGCGUUAGAGCGUAUAGGAUUGAUCUUGUUGUUCAUGGUUCUGGCUGAGCUAAGCGAAUGGGAAACUUAUAAAGAAAUGGAUUAA
Funneliformis geosporum is the source of this 138-nucleotide messenger RNA. The record is from the annotation of a GenBank genome assembly. NCBI's taxonomy places the organism in Eukaryota, Fungi, Glomeromycota, Glomeromycetes, Glomerales, Glomeraceae.